CUUGCUUUCUUUGGUGCACUUCCUCGAUUCCGCUUUUCCCGUGCUAGCGAAAAAGUCGCGAACCCACUCUCCCAUCCUCUCCUCUCCUCUCCUCUCUUUUCUUGUUCCCUCGUUCUCUCUCGCUCUCUCCGGCAAAUCCCCAACCGGCCCCCCGGCAAUGAUCUCCGACGGACUCCGGUGAGACAGCGCCGGAGGGCAUCCGUCGUGGGAGAGGGGGGAGCUGGUGCUGUGAGGCGGCCGAGAUCCGGAGUAUGGGAGGGGGGGAGAGAGGGCGGACGAGGAGAUCCGAUCUCUGCUAGCCCAGGGAUUGGGUCUUGUACUUCUUUCACGCUCUCAUCCCUCUGUUCUUGUUCGCGAGAUUGGAUCCGAGAAAUGGAGGACGGGAGGCGGACGCGUUUAGGGUUCUUGUGGAGGUUGGUGGCGGUGGCGUGGGUGGCGAUCCUGGCUGCGCCGGUGGAGGCAGCGGAAGGGAGGCGUGGUCCGCCGCGGCACGCGUACGUGGCGAUGAUGUACAUGGGGACGCCGCGGGACUACGAGUUCUAUGUGGCGACGCGGGUGAUGAUGAGAUCGCUAGCGAAGCUCGGCGUCGCCGCCGAUCGCGUUGUCAUUGCUUCCGCCGACGUUCCGAUCCGAUGGGUCCAAACCAUGAAAGAGGAGGAUGGGGUGAAGGUGGUUACAGUGGAGAACUUGAAGAAUCCAUAUGAGAAGCAGGGCAAUUUCAAUUCCAGAUUUAAACUGACACUUAAUAAGUUGUAUGCAUGGAGCUUGGUAGCAUAUGACAGAGUUGUCAUGCUUGACUCUGAUAACAUCUUCCUCCAGAGAACUGAUGAGCUAUUCCAGUGUGGGCAGUUUUGUGCUGUCUUCAUUAACCCCUGCAUCUUCCACACUGGCCUCUUUGUCCUUCAGCCCUCAAUGGAUGUCUUCAAGGACAUGCUUCAUGAGCUAGUAAUUGGGCGUGAGAACCCAGAUGGUGCAGAUCAAGGCUUUCUUGCCAGUUACUUUCCAGAUUUGCUUGAUCAGCCAAUGUUCCAUCCACCAGUGAAUGGUACUAAGCUUGACGGCACCUAUCGACUUCCUUUGGGAUACCAGAUGGAUGCUUCUUACUACUACCUGAGUCUUCGAUGGCGCAUACCCUGUGGACCAAAUAGUGUAAUCACAUUCCCUAGUGCACCAUGGUUGAAACCUUGGUACUGGUGGUCCUGGCCUGUCCUACCAUUGGGCUUAUCAUGGCAUGAGCAACGUCGAAAUACCAUAGGGUAUGGAUCAGAGGUGCCUGUGAUACUGAUCCAGUCGGUAAUGUAUAUCGGGAUCAUGGCACUCACUCGGCUGGCACGUCCUAGCUUGUCCAAGCUAUGUUAUAACCGGCGUCCUGAGAAGAGUUUUGCCUUUGUGCACAGCAUGCUCAAGGUAGCAGCAACAUGGUCCAUAUUAGCUGCAUACACUGUUCCUUUUUUUCUCAUUCCCCGAACGGUGCACCCACUUGUGGGCUGGUCCCUCUAUAUGCUUGGUGCUUCCGCUCUUGCUUCAGUUGUGAUCAAUGCCUUCCUGCUGCCGGCACUCCCAGUGCUUACACCCUGGUUGGGUAUACUAGGUGCACUUUUUGUGAUGGCAUCCCCUUGGUAUUCUAAUGGUGUUGUGAGGGCUUUGGCUGUGUUUGCCUAUGCCUUCUGCUGCGCUCCAUUCGUGUGGACAUCAUUGAUGAAGGUGAUGGCCUCGGUACAAGUCUUGCUCGAGAGGGAGGCCUUCUUUCCAAGGUUGGUAGAAUCCACACAGCCGCCCGAGUUCAACAAGCUAUAUUGACAAACGUUGCCAUGGAGGUGAUUAGAUUGGCAAUCUCAUACAUUCUGAUAAUUUUGGCUACUUGUCUCAGCUGUGUGAUACUAUGAGCAGUUAUUGUUUGUUUCAAUACCAUACAGAACAAGACUUCUAUGGCAAGAAUUGGAGAUUGUGGUAUCCUUCCUUCAGGAGGAAAGGAGGGAAAUUGGAAUGGGUUAUUCUGGCUUCUAGUAAAAUAGAGAAUUUGUUAUAAUUCAUUUAUUUUCCUCCUCAUGAUGUGGAAAAAAUUCUUGCAUGGAUAUUAAAGUAUUAGGUUUUUGCAAA
Molecule: messenger RNA, 2100 nt
Organism: Phoenix dactylifera (date palm)
Lineage: Eukaryota; Viridiplantae; Streptophyta; Magnoliopsida; Arecales; Arecaceae
Product: putative glucuronosyltransferase PGSIP8
Source: RefSeq, a predicted model, not a curated record